UUAGUGAGGAGUGAAACAUAAGAUACUGCAUUAUUGAGGAGUGAAACAUUACAUACAGCGUUAACAAGGAGAGGAAUCACUCAGUGUCAAUAGUCAUUGAUAUAUCUGGCUCUUAGGUUUGAGCCAGAGGAGAGGAUGAGUGAGGUCCGGGAGCUGCAGUAUGUGGUGCUGACGUUGAAAGACCAUGACGACGUUACUCACUUUCUGGUCAACCAUUUCUAUCCUCGAGAUAAUAUAAUUAUAGGUUCGAGGUGCAGCCGGAAAACAGCUUUGAGUGUCGAUCAUAAGCACAUCCAGAUGUGCUUAACCUCGGGGCUGUCAACUGGUGCCAGGGAUAAAACCACCAAGAAUCUGGUGGCUGUUAUGCUGUCGUGUAACUACAAGUAUUGUUUUGAAGCUCCACAGAACCCUGAAGAUGAGGUUGGAAUUCUUAGAGUAAGACAUAAAAUACGGAAACUUAUGGACGAAGUCGUGGACACAAGGAAGGACCGCAUCGUCUUCUGUACUCGUAUUUGUGUCCAUCCUGACUAUGGUCAUCAAGGUGUUGCUACAAAGAUAAUGAAGCUAUGUCUGAAUCUUAGCACCAAGCAAGGCUUCACAUUAGCCUGUGGAGAUACCAGCAACCCUAACACUGAGAGGAUAUGUCUUCGACUGGGGUUCAAGAAUGUCAAAGCAGUGAAAGUCAACACCCUGGAGGAAGGCAUCUUCGACCUCUCCCCAAUCAACUACAAGAUAUUAAAAUUUUUUACUAAACGCCUGGAACCUGAGACAAUAUUAUCGUCCAAGUUAUAAUCAUGAAUCAGCCAAUACUAACUAACCAUAUAUUUUUUUCUCCUCUUUUAUUUAGGCCAUCUGUAGAAAUUAUUUCUGCGCUGCAUGACCCUUGUAGGUUUAGUGCUUCUUUUUGAUUGUAAUAAUAAUGAAGAAGUUAUAGAUGAUCGUUUAUCAUAAAAAUAUGAGGCCUCCACAUACCUGCAUGUCUUGCUCUUCAAUACUGAUUGUUACUCCUCGUUCAUGGCUGACAACUUAUGCUGACUUCUAAGAAAAAUCUUUUUUUCCAAGUUUUUUUCUUGCAAGUAAUACAAAGUUAUUUUAUUUAUCUGCAAGAACUUUUGUUUUGUACACUGAUCUUAUUUUAAUUCUUCAAAAGUGAAGAAUAACAUAUUGUGUUGCAUAACUCUGACAACGUUCAUUCAUUACAACAUUACACUGUGACAAGUAAUGGAAGUAACUGACAAUGUUCAUUCAUUACAACAUUACACUGUGACAAGUAAUGGAAGUGACUGACAAUGUUCAUUCAUUACAACAUUACACUGUGACAAGUAAUGGAAGUGAAUGGCAAUGUUCAUUCAUUACAACAUUACACUGUGACAAGUAAUGGAAGUGACUGACAAUGUUCAUUCAUUACAACAUUACACUGUGACAAGUAAUGGAAGUGACUGACAAUGUUCAUUCAUUACAACAUUACACUGUGACAAGUAAUGGAAGUGUCUGAUAACGUUCCUUCAUUACAACAUUACACUGUGACAAGUUAUGGAAGUGACUGAUAAUGUUCCUUCAUUACAACAUUACACUGUGACAAGUAAUGGAAGUGACUGACAAUGUUUCCUUCAUUACAACAUUACACUGUGACAAGUAAUGGAAGUGACUGACAAUGUUCCUUCAUUACAACAUUACACUGUGACAAGUAAUGGAAGUGACUGACAAUGUUCAUUCAUUACAACAUUACACUGUGACAAGUAAUGGAAGUGACUGACAAUGUUCAUUCAUUACAACAUUACACUGUGUUACAAAAAGCGCUAUUUCUAAUAAGCAUAGAGAUCUCUAGUGAAUACUGGAAAGGACUGCCCUUCUAGCAUCCAGCCUGUUACUGGGUUUUCGUAACAAGUAGUCAGUAUCCUUGUCCAAUUAUCCAUUAGUAUUCAAUAAGAUUCAAUAGUGCUUCAGGAUUACAACUGGUAGGAUACUAGCUAGAAAAAUUAAAAUUUAAUAAAUUUAUUAAUAAUGUCUAGAGGUAUAAGAUCAAAGUAAAUUAAAUUGAUCAAAAUCAAAAUAAUAACAAUCACUUCUCUCGUGUACAGUAUAUUGUGCUGAAGGCACACUUCACAUUUAC
Molecule: messenger RNA, 2113 nt
Organism: Cherax quadricarinatus
Lineage: Eukaryota; Metazoa; Arthropoda; Malacostraca; Decapoda; Parastacidae
Source: RefSeq, a predicted model, not a curated record